AUGGCCCCCUCGGCCGGGUACCUACCGUAUCCUACCGUACUGCUCCUCUUCGUCUCCGUCCUCUGUAUCCUCGCGUACACCACCCAAGCCAGUGUCCAGUGGAAGUUGCCGCAGUGUCGCCUUGGCGUCAUCAAUUGCACAUGUUCCGGCUCAAAGAACAGCUACUCCAAAAGCGGCAUGCGGCCCGAGAUCUCGCACUAUGAAUAUUUGCAAAAAAUGUACCAGAAUUGCACUCACGUCUACAACAACGUCGAAAUCGUCAAUUACGACGAGGAUCGACCAAUCGAUUUUUUGGAUGAUAUCGUGCAGGUGAAAGGCUACAUCCUCAUCUACAACAACCAGAACAUGAGCAGCAUCAGCAUGAAGAAGCUGCAGAUUAUUUGGGGAGACUCGCUGCAUAGGAAUGAGUAUGCCAUCGAGAGCUGCAAGCACUACCAGGACGAGGAGACGAGACGAUGUGUCGAGUUUUGCUCCCCGCUUUAUCGGCUCAACCCGGCGACGAAAACUCGCUACCGUGACCCGAACGGGAAAUACACGCAUGAUAGGAGUUGCGUGGCAAAGUGUCCAGAGGGCACUCUAAUCGAAGGAGCAUAUUGCGUACUUCGAUGCAGCGAGGGAUACUUCUACGACGCGAGGGAGAACACGAAGGAGUGCCAGCCAUGCAAAGGGCUGUGUCCCAAAUCCUGUCGCCUGGAAGAGAUCAUCGACGCGUACAACAUCGAAAGCCUCCAGAAUUGCACCGAAAUCGACGGAUUUAUCCGGUUACGCACGCAUACGUUCAAGUCGCACAAAGGCACGAACAGCACCACCGUGCCGGCGCUACGACCGGAGAAGUUGAACUACCUGAAGACGGUGCGCCAGAUUACUCAGUUUGUCGACAUUGCCGGUAUCGACCUGAGAAAUCUAAGCUUUCUGGAAAACGUGGAGGUUAUUGAGGGCCGUGAGCUGUCUGAUAAAAAAUUCGCGGUGAUCGUGUCGAAUAACCCGCACGUCGAGUCAUUCAACUGGCGGAAAUUGGAUGAGCGAUUACACGGUGCCCCAAUUCAGAUCCGCCGUGGUGACGUCGUGGUCAGCCAGAACCACUUCCUCUGCUACCUCUCCAAUACAACAUUCCGAGGGAUCACAACAGCAAGUGUUGCUGUGAAAGACACUGGAUACAUGGCAGUGCCGGCGAAUUGCGAGUCAACAAACAAAUGCGACGAUAACUGUGACGCGGAAUUCGGAUGCUGGGGAAAAGGGCCGACGCAGUGCCGGAAAUGCAAAAACUGGGACCAGGAGGGGAGAUGCGUCAAGAAGUGUUUGGAGAAUGGCUUCCGAGCCGUCGAGAAAACGGACAAGCAGGGCAACCUGAAGAGAAUCUUGCCGGAAUGUUGGAUUGGUAAAAGACAACCGACUACGCUGCCUGCAGAAUGCCCUAUCGAGUACUUCCGCUCAGGAAAUCGCUGUUUGCCCUGCCAUGCGAGUUGUUACGAUAACGGCUGCACCGGUCCGGUGGAUAUGAUGGGUGAUCAUGGCUGUAAUAACUGCUCGAUCUACGUGGAAACGGAGCUUCACGGAAUCAGAUGUCUCUACGUCGACCGUUCCCAGAAUCACGACUCUGAAGCCUGCCAGGUCAACAACUACACCGGAUUCUUUGCAGCCCCAGAGGGAUCGAGAAUUCACUGCAAGCGCUGCGCCCCGGAAUGCAAAACAUGCACAACGGGCGGGACAUCGGUCAAAGAAUCCAAAUGCCAGUGUCGGAAUAUGAGCAUUCCGUCACUGUCCGAUCCAACGGAUCAUGAAUGUGUCAAGGAUUGCGGAUCGCAAGGUUACCCCCUAAAUAACACCCACUGCGCUCGAUGUCACGUGUUUUGCGAAGGUGGUUGCAAUGGACCGUCGAAUCUGGAGUGCAACAAGUGCAAAAACGCCACCAUCACCUACGGUAACGGUACGGUGGCUUGCCUGGCUGAAUGUGACGAUACACAUCCUUACUACGAUUCC
Molecule: messenger RNA, 1980 nt
Organism: Mesorhabditis spiculigera
Lineage: Eukaryota; Metazoa; Nematoda; Chromadorea; Rhabditida; Rhabditidae
Source: the annotation of a GenBank genome assembly